UUAAUACCUUACGGCCUUUGCAGGUGUCCAAUGAUGACACCGUUCUGUUGUCUUAUUGUACUGGGUCUAUUGGACAUGGUCUUUAUUCCAGCCGUGUCUGGAAUAGUGUGUAUGUCCGACGCCCGAUGUAGGAAUAUGAUGAAUGUCGAGCCCGAUGAAGAGGCUUACUGUCAAUUCAACUUUUUCAGAGUUGGCUGCUGUCACGUCAGAAAAAGACCAGCACAUUGGACAGCAUGGAGUCAGUGGGGACACUGCAGUGUGACUUGUGGUUCGGGAACAAGUUCAUCGACUAGAACCUGCACCGGAAGCGGAUCUUGUUCCGGAUCAUCUUUAAAAACUAAAACUUGUCAAGCGUAUCCUUAUUACUGUCCAGUUACAGUUGACGGGUACUUUGAAGAUUGGAAUGAAUGGAGCUCGUGCCUUCAAACCUGUGGGUCGGGGUAUAGGACGAGGUCACGUGCUUGUAUACCUCCUAAAAAUGGCGGUGCUCCCUGCAGUCAGAAUAACCGAGAGACACAGCAGUGUGUGUUGAAGCAUUGUCCUGUUGACGGAUACCUCGAGGACUGGAGUAAUUGGAGCACGUGCAGUCAAACCUGUAGUUCUGGACUAAGAACCAGGUCACGUGCAUGUAUACCUCCCCAAUACGGCGGAGCACCUUGCAGCCAGAACGACCGAGAGACACAGCAAUGUAUGCUGAUGCCUUGUCCGGGAUUAUCCUGCCCCGAAUGUGAUGCAGACUUAAAUUGUGUAAGGAAUCGGACCUGCUCACCUGGUGAAGUUUGUAUGAUUCGGAACCGUCCAUUCAACGUUAAUUGUGUCACGAAACAUGACUGCACAUUGCAGAAAAUUACGCCUGGUGCUGAGAUCGAGUGUUGUAAAGAUGACCAGUGUGUCACUAAUAUCAUACCUUAAAAUGGCUUUUGCGAAAAUAAUAAAAAAAACCCAGAAAAAACCUUGAAAUUAUUCUAUAGAAAGGUACAGAGGAAAAUAAAGAGGAGAGAUAUGAACAGAGAGUAAACUGUUGUGCAGUGAAUUUAUGUUACAAUGAAAAAAUGAAAACAAACCGUCAAUCAUCUCAAAAUUCCAUAAAACAAAUUCAAAGCAGAGCAACACGGACCUCCAAAAAGAUAGAGGUAGGAUCAGGUGCCUAGGAGGAGUGAGCAUCAUCUGCUGACCGAUCACACCCGCUGUGUGCUCUUAGUCUAAAUUUAAAAAAAGCCAAAAAAAAAACAAAAAACAAAAAAACCGAAAAAGUCUGUAGACAAUUAGGUGAUUAAAUAUGGUCUAACAAUUAGUAUGAAAAACGUCAGUCAGCAUGCGACCCAGUGGAAGAUUGCAUUUGCUGACAAGGUCGUUGUAUAGACCAUAGGACUUACGAAAAGAUGACUUCCAACGAGAUUGUUGAAAGUUCUGUUUUAUCAACUUGUUUGUCACUAGCCUGCUUCGCCUUAGGAACUGUUUAUACGAAGAACAUGCCCUUGCGUAUCGAAUUAACUGAGAGUCAAAAACACCAUAUGCAGGUGAUGAAGGUAUUUUGCUACAUAAG
Magallana angulata is the source of this 1546-nucleotide messenger RNA. Its product is annotated as adhesion G protein-coupled receptor B3-like. Bases 31 to 912 code for a protein of 293 amino acids. NCBI's taxonomy places the organism in Eukaryota, Metazoa, Mollusca, Bivalvia, Ostreida, Ostreidae. The transcript is spliced from 7 exons. The record is from RefSeq and is a predicted model, not a curated record.